Messenger RNA from Aspergillus niger, 903 nucleotides. RefSeq lists its product as uncharacterized. Gene Ontology annotation, cellular component: mediator complex; core mediator complex. The record is from RefSeq and is a predicted model, not a curated record. Lineage: Eukaryota; Fungi; Ascomycota; Eurotiomycetes; Eurotiales; Aspergillaceae. The coding region runs from base 1 to 903 and encodes 300 amino acids. Gene Ontology annotation, biological process: regulation of transcription by RNA polymerase II. The transcript has 3 exons. Gene Ontology annotation, molecular function: transcription coactivator activity.
AUGGCGGGCACACCUGACGCCUCGAUUCUUUUCUACUUCGCAGAGUCACCAUUUUUUGACCCGACGUCGAAUAACGCCUCACUGGCCAUCCAAGCGAACUACAAUGAAGCUUUCCGGCACUUUGUGGAGACGCGCGAGGCCUUCGAGGGCCGCCUGAAGACUAUGCAGGGCUUGGAAUUCGUGGUUUCAUAUGAUCCCAUUCAGGCAGCAGCACAACCUGAUGGUCGAUUUGCACACGAGCCGUCGAACAUUUGGGUGAUUCGCAAGCAGAACCGGCGCAAGAGGACCGGCCUGGACGAUGAGGUGGCGGUUUUAUCAACGUACUUUAUCGUGGGAGACUGCAUCUACAUGGCCCCGUCGGUUGCGAGUGUAGUGGGAAACCGCAUCCUGUCCGCAGUUACGUCUCUCACCAGCUUGCUAAAGACAGCAUCUACACUCCCAACCUUCACCCCGUCCCAUGGCCAUACUUACAUGCCGCCUGCACUCAAGCAAGCAGACGCAAGUCAACCUGGCACCCAAUCGCAGCAGAGCAAGGAAAACACACCACUGCCAGACGCCGAUGCAGCUGGCAAAGCCUCACUCGUUGGAUCUUCACAGAUGGUCGGCGCUGGUUCUAGCCUGCAAGACACGCGGACACUCGCAGAGUCAUUCAAUCUGCUCCGAAGGUAUGGGGAUGAGUUCAUGGACGAACAUCCGUUGGUGGGAGAGCCCGGAUCAUUCAUCCUAUCCCGAGUCAAUGACACAGACCGAACCUCGGCGGCGAAACCGCCAGCCACUGCCGCGAAGGUUGGAACGCCGCAGGUCCGGGUUGAUACACCGGGAAAGGUAUCAGAGAAGGGGGCGACGCCAUCGGGGUCCGAAGAGAAUAAAAUGCGGAAGAAGAAAACUAAGGUUGGCAGUUGA